UGUUUCGGUUGUCGGUCGGUAUACUACAAGUUUUAGGACUGUAGCCUCAUUCGAUAGUUUUUGUAUUUUAAAUCUGCGCGAAUGAUGUAAAAAUCAAUCGCUUGUGAUUGAACAGUGUUCUUGUGUGUGCGUGUUUGAGUUUCUCCGGAAAAUUUAAUUUGAUUUGACAUGACGAAAACUUCGGAGUCCAAGGAAAAUCUUGUCGAAAAUCAUGGCAGGAAAGGUUCGGACGCAGAAGAAGACCGUCGAUCGACAAAAAGUACGUUUUCGGAGUUCGAUCGGGAGAUUCCGGAAGUCAUUCUUACAAAAACGGAAAAGCAGUUUCUGCUGAGUGCCGAACGGGGUGACUGUGCUACGGUGAGGAAAAUCAUACAUGACAACAAGGGCGACCCGGAUGAGUUUGACAUCAACUGCGUGGACCCGCUUAAUCGUUCAGCGUUGAUCGCGGCCAUCGAGAACGAGAAUAUUGAACUGAUAAGGUUGUUACUUUCUGAAGGUAUUCAAGUACAGGACGCCUUACUGCACGCCAUUAAGGAAGAGUAUGUAGAAGCGGUGGAAACACUACUGGUGUGGGAGGAACAAACGCACAUUCCUGGUCAACCUUACAGCUGGGAAUCAGUGGAUCGUUCAUCAUCCUCGUUCACGGCCGAUAUCACUCCACUUAUUCUGGCAGCCCACAAAAACAACUAUGAAAUUCUCAAAAUUUUACUAGAUCGUGGGGCAACUCUUCCGAUGCCACAUGAUGUUCGCUGUGGAUGCGACGAGUGCGUUACAUCAAGCGAGCAGGAUUCCCUCCGCCAUUCCCAGUCACGUAUCAACGCCUACCGGGCGUUAUCUUCCAGCUCACUGAUAGCGCUCAGCUCUAAGGAUCCCAUUAGCACUGCUUUUCACUUGUCGUGGGAAUUGAAGCGGCUCACACGAACUGAGACAGAAUUCCGGGCAGAGUACGCAGCAAUGCGUUCUACAGUGCAAGAAUUCGCCAUGUCCUUACUAGAUCACGCUCGUACCUCCAACGAACUGGAAAUCAUGCUGAACUAUAAUGCCACUUCCCACGCUAACUGGGAGCCAGGAGAACGGCAAACCUUAGAUCGGUUGAAGUUAGCGCUCAAAUUCAAGCAAAAGUUGUUCGUAGCACAUCCGAACGUUCAACAGUUGCUGGCUGCCAUUUGGUACGAAGGUCUUCCAGGAUUCCGUCGAAAGUCUCCGAUUGGGCAGAUGACUCAGGUCGCGAAAUUGGGUUACAUGUUUCCAGUUUACAGCAUGAUAUACAUGGUCGCACCCAACUCCGAAAUGGGUCAAUUCAUGAAGAAGCCUUUCGUUAAGUUUAUUGUACAUUCCGCAAGUUAUGCCUUCUUUUUGAUGCUCUUGGGUGGUGCCUCGCAACGUGUUGAAUACUUGGCUAUCGAAUGGUUCGGACCAGAUUGGAUGCAGGAUAUACUGAAAGAGUGGAAACGUAAGGAACGAGGAUCAUUACCCGGGCUGUUUGAAUGCAUGGUUAUUCUUUAUAUAAUAAGUUUAAUAUGGCAUGAGAUGAAAUCCUUAUGGAAUGACGGGAUAGUCGAGUACAUAUCGGAUCUUUGGAACAUAGUUGAUUUCAUAUCCAAUUCGUUUUACAUCGCUUGGAUAUGUUUACGCUUUACAUCGUGGUUUACGGUCUGGCGCGAUGCAAAUAGAGGUCUCAAUCCAUGGUACCCUCGAGAGCAGUGGGAUCCGUACGAUCCAAUGCUGAUAUCAGAGGGUGCUUUCGCUGCAGGGAUGAUAUUUUCUUUUCUUAAACUCGUCCACAUAUUCUCUAUCAAUCCACAUCUGGGACCACUCCAAGUAUCACUCGGUCGUAUGAUUAUCGAUAUUAUCAAGUUCUUUUUCAUCUAUACCUUAGUCCUGUUUGCAUUCGGAUGUGGUCUUAAUCAGCUACUUUGGUAUUACGCCGUGUUGGAGAAAAACAAGUGCUACCACCUACCAUCUGGUCUCCCGGACUUCGACAAUAACGAAAAAGCUUGUGGAAUUUGGCGUCGGUUUUCCAAUUUAUUCGAAACAUCACAGUCUCUAUUCUGGGCAUCAUUUGGUUUGGUUGAUCUAAUGGCAUUUGAACUCACUGGAAUAAAAAGUUUCACUCGUUUCUGGGCUCUUCUAAUGUUCGGAUCGUACAGUGUGAUCAACAUUAUUGUGCUGCUCAACAUGUUAAUUGCUAUGAUGAGUAACAGUUAUCAGAUUAUUUCCGAACGUUCGGAUAGCGAAUGGAAAUUUGCUCGCUCUCGAUUGUGGAUGAGUUACUUCGAGGAUGGAGACACCCUUCCGCCGCCAUUCAAUUUGGCACCCUCUAUCAAAAACUUGUACAAACUUGGCGGUGGAUGCGGUGAAAAUAAACGUUCGACAACAAGCGUCAUUAAGCGAAACAGGGAUAAGGCAAAGAGGCGGCAUGAAAAUGUCAUGAAACUUUUGGUACGAAGAUAUGUCACCGCCGAACAGCGGAAAAGGGAUGACUUCGGUAUAACGGAGGAUGAUGUGAUGGAGAUUCGUCAGGAUAUUAGUACCUUGAGAUAUGAGCUGAUUGACAUUUUCGCUAAGAACGGCAUGAAGACACCCAACGUUGACAAAUCAGACGGAGGUGGAAUCGCUGGCAAGAAAGGUCGUGUGAUGGAGCGUCGCAUUCUUAAGGACUUCCAGAUUGGAUUCGUCGAAGGCAUACUGAAUGAAACGUUCCGCGACACGAAGGAUAAAUCUGCUCAGGAUGUGUUCACCACAAUUGCCAAAGCGAUCGGUGGACGCCAGAGUGCCAAAAAGAAGAAACCUGAGGACUGGAACGCACUGGUGCGUAAGAACACUAUGGUGGGUGAUCCUAUCGGCAAUUCAAUGGAAGUGCAAAAUCGCCGCAGCCGGCAAAGUUUGCGUAAGCAAAUUCUCGAUAGUUCUCAACAAGGUCUGGAAAUGAACACGGAAAAUGUGGUCGAGUACAAUCCGAAACUGUCCGAAGUAACGCCGGUAACGCGUGUUGCUUACGUGAAAUUCAUGACCAAGAAGCUUAAGAAGGAUAUGCAAGAGGGUGGAACGGAUGAAGCCAAUAUCGAAAAUGAGCGUAAGCCGUCGAUUAAACGAAAAUCAUUGAAAAAUUUGGUCGAAAUGAAGGACAAAAUCAACGCUGCAGAGGACAAAUCAUCUCCAGGUGAAAAAAGUGAUGAGAUUCCUCUGAAAGAGGCAUCAACUAGUUCAGCUUCAACUGCAGUAUCUGAUACUCCUGCAGUAGUUGCAACACCUGCAACAACAGCAACAACAACAGUAAAAGAUGAUAAUAGAAUCGAUCUCACAAAAGUGCGAGUUCGCUCGCCGAUUAUCGAAGAUGACGAGGUGAUGAGUGAGAAUGGGGACCGUUCCCUAUCACCGAAACCAGUCCAAGAUCGUCCUGACACACCCAUUCCAGCUAGUAGCUCACCGAUGGAAAGAAAACCGGGCGAUGGUAAGCCUAGCUCUUCUGCCGUUAGCUCGACAGGUUCGGUUAAAGGUGAUGACUCCAAGGAAACCACACCGCCUAGGUCAACCGGAAGUUUGGAAAAAGAUACUCUUUCGCCAACCGCUUCGUCAAAGUCAAAGUCACCCUCUCCUUCUCCAAGUUCCAGCGAACCAAUGAAGCAUCUGGAAAAACCUUCGCCUUCCCCGGCGCCAAUUUCCCGCACUCCCUCACCAGCUGUCUCCGACAGAGGAAAAUCAAAGAUCACCGGUAAAACAAUCAGUGGUUGGAUGUGAAAGUCCCCACUUCCAAUAAAUAUCGUUUAUCUUGUCUUGAAUGCUUAAUUAUUUUCGUUCGCGAGGCUCUUUGCGUUUAUUUGUUGGUUAAUUAGGAAAGCAAAUCGUCUGUCAUCAAUCAACUUCAUUGCAGUUUAAGUGUAUAUUAUUUUGAUCCUAUAGAAAAGCAUAAUAAAGUUAUUAAAUGGAGUUUUGUUUGAAUGCCGGAAUAAACUUGUCCAAUGUU
Messenger RNA from Malaya genurostris, 3967 nucleotides. It is a transcript of the gene trp, whose product is annotated as transient receptor potential protein. Gene Ontology annotation, cellular component: membrane; cation channel complex. Bases 169 to 3741 code for a protein of 1190 amino acids. The record is from RefSeq and is a predicted model, not a curated record. Gene Ontology annotation, molecular function: protein binding; inositol 1,4,5 trisphosphate binding; store-operated calcium channel activity. The transcript has 16 exons. Gene Ontology annotation, biological process: regulation of cytosolic calcium ion concentration; calcium ion transmembrane transport; manganese ion transport. NCBI's taxonomy places the organism in Eukaryota, Metazoa, Arthropoda, Insecta, Diptera, Culicidae.